Telopea speciosissima is the source of this 1149-nucleotide messenger RNA. RefSeq names its product 50S ribosomal protein L3-2, mitochondrial-like. The transcript has 5 exons. Gene Ontology annotation, molecular function: structural constituent of ribosome. Gene Ontology annotation, cellular component: ribosome; mitochondrial large ribosomal subunit. The record is from RefSeq and is a predicted model, not a curated record. Lineage: Eukaryota; Viridiplantae; Streptophyta; Magnoliopsida; Proteales; Proteaceae. Bases 173 to 1123 code for a protein of 316 amino acids. Gene Ontology annotation, biological process: translation.
GUGUCACGCCCUUUUGGGCUGCAGCUCUCUCUCUUGUCUCUGCUUUUUUGAGUUUUGGUCUGCCAUGAAAUUUAGGGUUUUCAGAUUUGAAUUUCCUGCUAUGGGUUCGCUGAGAUUAUCAAUUUGAAAGCGCUCUUUCAUCUCUGUCUUUAGACUCUCUUUAUUCACAGCCAUGUCUGCCGCUUCGAGAGGCCUCAUUCCUCGUGUCAGGCUUCUCUCGUUCGGCCCAACGACAACAACAGUAAUUAGCAGUAGUCACCGAUUCAGGAGGUUUUCUGCACAGUCGAUAAAUGUCGAGAAUGAUUAUGAGAUCGAUAGUGGAAGUCCGAAGAUCAUUAGAGCGAAACCGGUAGUGAUGACUCCCGAUUCGAAGAGGACUGGUGCAAUCGCCGUAAAAUGCGGUAUGACUGCGGUUUGGGACAAAUGGGGAGCUAGGGUUCCAAUCACUGUCCUCUGGUUGGACGAGAACAUUGUAUCGCAGUUGAAGAUGAUCGAGAAGGAAGGAAUCACAGCUUUACAGGUUGGUUGCGGUCAGAAGAAGGCGAAGCAUUUGACGAAUCCUGAAGUGGGUCAUUUUAGAGCUCAAGGAGUUCCAUUGAAGAGGAAGCUGAGGGAGUUUCCUGUGACAGAGGAUGCGAUUCUUCCUGUUGGUACUCCGAUAACUGUUCGUCAUUUUGUUCCAGGCCAAUAUGUUGAUGUCAGUGGGAUUACUCGUGGCAAAGGAUUUCAGGGUGGUAUGAAAAGAUGGGGAUUUGCUGGAAUGCCUGCAUCUCAUGGUGCUUCAUUAUCACAUCGAAGUAUUGGUUCCACUGGUCAAAGAGAUGCUCCUGGAAAGGUUUUCAAAGGCAAAAAAAUGCCUGGACGCAUGGGUGGGAAGCAGUGCACGGUUAAAAAUGUAUGGGUCUACAAAAUAGAUCCGGCAAGGAACUUGAUGUGGGUCAGAGGCCAGGUUCCAGGUGCAGAGGGGAACUUUGUAUUUAUUAAGGAUGCCGUUUACAAGAAACCAGAUAUUUCUUUGCUUCCAUUCCCAACUUAUUUUGCUCCACAAGAUGAGGAUGCUUCAGAGUUAGAACCUUUAGUUGCUGAUCUUGGGGAAAUAGAUCCAUUCAUGGCCGGUGAUUGAUAGAGUCAGAGAGUUCAACAUUCCCA